Molecule: messenger RNA, 1039 nt
Organism: Dicrocoelium dendriticum
Lineage: Eukaryota; Metazoa; Platyhelminthes; Trematoda; Plagiorchiida; Dicrocoeliidae
Source: the annotation of a GenBank genome assembly
CUGGUUGUUACGCCGUGCUAUAAUCGAUCGCAAAUUCCACUUCUGCCCGUGCAACACCCAAGCCAAACCUUACUUCACUGUCUGUGCUCUAUCUGUGACAUUUUUGAUUACAAUGUUUGUGCCCAGCUUAUCAUCGGCGUCACACGAUGUGGAUGUAUCUAUGUUUACUGAUGCGCACAUUGAUCAAGAAAAUCACACCACCCAAGUGAAGCAAUAUCCCAACUUAAAUAGAAACGCGCUGGCCAACUUGGACUGCAAUUCUACACAACUUUUGCCUACAGGUGAUUGCUCAAGGAUCUACAAGCCACCUACACAGCAACAGCCUAAAAAACCCAGUUUUAAGCCAAAAAAGCUGGACGCGCAGACUGACGCUAGGGCGGGAAACAUCCUGGUAUCUCGUCGAAACGAACGUGAACGUAACCGCGUUCGCCUCAUGAACAUGGGAUUUGAACGACUUCGAGCAGUUGUGCCCAGUCAUUCCGGUGAACAGCUCAGCAAGAUAUCGACACUGAAGAAGGCCAUCUGGUACAUUGAGCACUUGGAUAGGGUGUUGCACGGGCAGAAUGAACCCCCACUGUCUAUUCCGUAUCCAGCCAUUACCACAAUCCCAUCUACUGUCGUGGUGGCGCAGGAUUCCAAAACUUUUCUAUCCACGUGCGACAAUGGGGGGACUACUCGGAUCGGCGUGGCAGGCGUGGGGACUGGAGCGACCUCCUGGUCUUCCCCCGCAAACACCCCUGGGUUUCACACAAUCCGAGGGGGAAGACCGGUGCAACAUGCGUCAUCACCCAUCUUUCCUUCAAGAUGGGAUAUUGGAUGUGCCAACAAUAUCAUAGCAUCUACUCCGAAAUUCCCGCACUGUGGGCCAGGACCGUCAGCUGGUGCUGUAAACUGUUUUGAUGAUUCCGGCUAUUUAAGCCUGGAGGCCAAACAGCAUCCUUUUUAUAACCUAGAAAGCUACGGAUUUCCUAUACCACCACUGUUGUCUCAGCGCCCGCCUGGUUCCACACAUGGCAUCGCUAAUUUCAGAGAUCAAUAG